Molecule: messenger RNA, 1746 nt
Organism: Rotaria sordida
Lineage: Eukaryota; Metazoa; Rotifera; Eurotatoria; Philodinida; Philodinidae
Source: the annotation of a GenBank genome assembly
AUGCAUGAUCGUUAUCAAUCAUAUCCAAUCGAAGUCCUUUUCGAAGAUCAUGUAACAUUGAGUGAUGGUCGUUCUAAACCUCAUCUUGUUUUACUUCAAUUAACAUCAGAAACACUUAUCAUUCGACGCCUUAAAACAACUCAAGUAUCAUCGAUUAAUAAUAAACAAGUUCAAACAAUAGUACCACGUAAAGUUACUCUUAAAAGACAUCCAACAACACAUUCACUUGGUUUUUCAAUUAAGGGUGGUAGUGAUACGGGUUUUCCCAUUCUGAUUUCUCGUGUUGCUUAUACAAAUGCACAUUUAUUACAUGUUGGUGAUGCUAUUUUAUCUAUUAAUAAUGAAAAUAUAUUAAAUUUAACUCAUGAUGAAGUUAUUACUAAAUUACGAGAUGUAUCCGGUGAUCAAGUUAAUUUAACUGUUCAAUAUAUGAAUGAUAUGGCUCCCUAUUUACAUUCAACAACAACAACAGCAAGAUCAUCAUUAUCAUCAAUAAUACCAAUAGUACAAACUAGUUUUACAUUACCGACAUCAUCGUCUGUUAGACUAAGGCGACAACAAAAUCGUAUGUCAGCAGAAUAUCCUUCGAGCUAUCAUCGAUCGGGUAAACAACAGCAACGUUUAUCAUUAAUGCUUUCCAAUCAACAAAAAAAUACUGAUGAAUAUGAAUUACUUAGUCGAUUAUUAUUAUGUGAAAAUGAGAAUGAACGAUGUCGACGUCAAUUAGAAGAAUUUGCAACAGAACAACAACAACAACAGCAACAACAAACAGAACCAAUUACUACAUUAAUAGAUGAAGAUGAUGAAGAUAAUUCAACAAUCGAUUAUGUAUCAGUACAAGAAUAUUCUCUACUUUAUGCAUAUGUUACUCAAUAUAUAACUAGUACAGAUAAAUUACGUACUAAUUCUUUUCAAUUACGUACUCUUGAUGGUUCUCAAUCGGGAAUAAUUAUAAAUGAUACAUCUGUACAACAACAUUUAUGGAUAUCACGUAUUAAUACAAUUAUACAUAAUCUAACAACACGUACAAUAAAUGAACUUAAUCAAACAUUAUUACCAAGUGAACAAGUACUUUAUGCAACUUGGAUACAUGAACGUAUAACAAAUAUUAAUCAAAAUCGUUUACCAGAAUGGAAACCUAUAUUUAUUGUUUUAAAAGGUAGUGAUCUUUAUAUAUUUGAUGAUAAUAAACCACCACCAUUAUGUUCAUAUGAUUUUAUAUGUUGUUCACGUAUAUAUCCAAUUGUUGAAAUACUUCUUGAACAAAUAUUAUUAAAAUAUUUACGUGAUGAUAGACAAUAUUGUUUUACAUUAACAUUAUCAAAUGAUUUAAUAACAAAAUGUCGUUAUUUAAAUUUUGAAACUAAAAAUGAAUUAGAUGAAUUUUUAUUAAAUUGGCAACGUUCAUUAUAUAUGUCAGUUUAUGCACUUAAAAAUCGUGCAUUUGGUUGUACAUAUCAAGGACAAAUAUGUCGUUUAAUUAUUGAUAUAUAUAAAGGUUUUGAAAUGUAUAAUAAUGAAACAAAUAUAAUUCUAUGGUCAUUUACAUUUGAACAAUUACAAUCAAGUUCUGAUAAUGGACGAGAUAAAAUUUUUUUUGAAUUUAAACGUAAUUCAAUAUCAAAUGAUAAUGAACCAACAAUAUAUAUUGAAGUACAAUGUCAACAUUUAAGAAUACUUGUUCAUGUGAUUAAUGCAUUUUUAACAAUUAAAUUAAUUGGAAAACAAGAUAAUGCAAAUGAUUAA